Messenger RNA from Alligator sinensis (Chinese alligator), 13523 nucleotides. It is a transcript of the gene DNAH3, whose product is annotated as dynein axonemal heavy chain 3. Gene Ontology annotation, molecular function: ATP hydrolysis activity; dynein light intermediate chain binding; ATP binding. Bases 1324 to 13482 code for a protein of 4052 amino acids. Gene Ontology annotation, cellular component: dynein complex. Gene Ontology annotation, biological process: microtubule-based movement. Lineage: Eukaryota; Metazoa; Chordata; Crocodylia; Alligatoridae. The transcript is spliced from 63 exons. The record is from RefSeq and is a predicted model, not a curated record.
GCACCAGGAUAUUGUAAUGCUGAUAUAGCGUGGGAAGUUUUGGCUACGGGAGUUUGUAUGCUAUUGUAAGAACAGACUGGCUUGUACCGUAAAUGAAUUGUUGUUUGCUACUGGAUGUCCACGGGAUUGCUUGCUGAGUUACGUGUCCUGCAGCUACAGGAGUUUCCGCCUUUGGAACAGCAGGGUGUGAGAACUCGUUCUUCGGCUGCUGUGAAUUGAUGGCAGCGAAUUGGUGGUUAUGGCAGUGAUUCUCAACUUACGGCAUAGGGACACCCAGGGAUCCUUUGAAGGAUGUAGAUGUGAGGAGAUAAACAGAUGAGCACAGGAUCAGGCACAGUGCCUGCCUGGCUGUUCCCCUGGCCUUGCUGCCCAGCCCCUUGGCAAGGAGGUAAAGCACUGUAAUAAAUAGGUUAGCUUUUACAACAGGGUGCUGUUCACAAAAUAUAUGGAGGGGCGCUCUAAAAAGGUUGAGAACCACUAAGUUAUGGUAUAUAGCAGCAGUUCCCAAACUGACAGAUUGCGCACCACCAAUUUAAAAUGCUACAACCUUAAGUACCACCAGCAAAUUUUUGUCAUGUAAAAUAAUUAUAAUAAAUCUGUUAACAUGUACCACUGUCAGGUUGUCUGUAGACCACUGGUGGUACGCAUGCCACAGAUUGGGAACUGCUGGUAUACAGCAUAUUGAAAUUGUAGUUACUAGGUGGCUAAAGAUCAUUAAACCGCUGUCGCGUGCAAAACUCGAACCACUUCAGGUAGAUUAGCUCCUUUUGCUGUACAGAAAUGUGAUGUUGAUGAGACUACCUCAAGAAACUAGAACAUUUUUGUUUCUCAUGCUUACUUUUGAUCAGCCUUUUUAAUUGGUGCCACCCAAUUAAAUAUUAAUGGUUUCAUUAGUUUUUUAAAAAAGGGGCAAUGGAAAUAGACUAGUGUGUGUGGGGGGUAGAUUAAAAAAAAUCUUCAGUAGUGUUUAACAGGAUGCUCUGAUGCUUGUUUGUGUUAAGUGCAGGCGAACAGGACAAUGAAACGGAUGCUCUGCUAUCUGCAACUGAUCAGUUUAGUUUAAUUUUCCAAGUUGAACGACAUGCAAAAGUCUAAACCAGUUUCUGAUCACUUAAACCGGUUUAUGUGUACCCCCUCCUCUGCACCAGUUGGACCUUCACUUCAAGAGGAUUCUUCAGUAAUGGAUGACCCCGCUCCACCCGAAGAGGACCCCCGCAAUGAGACUAUAUGGACUGAGACACUUUUCUUCAAACCACUUCUUCCACCAUUGCGGACCACCGUAACGGAAGAAAAGAAACAAUUUGAACAAAACCUGAGUUUACAAUGAAGUCAACCCAGACACCGAGUCUCCGGCGGUCACAAAAUGAUUCUGUAUAUAACAUGAGUCAUUCCAAAGGAAUACCCGAGUUACCACCCUUGCCACCUUCUGUAUCAUCAGGACCUUCAGAAUUGUAUCAGCUUGUCCUGCAGAACAGCUGUUAUCCUCCUUUAAUGCAAAGAGUGUCAUGGACUUUGGCAGUUCCAUUUAAAGAACAACGCUAUCACCGAAGUCCGAGUGACUCCAUAGCUAAUAAUUAUACUCUUGCUUCACGGGAUCUAAAACUGAGUGGCCUGCACAAGAUGGUUUCCCCUUCAGUGGCAAGAGCAACAUUUGACUCGGCAAAGCAGAGGAAAGUUUCACCAUCUUCAAAAGAACAUGAACCUUCUGAGAAAAGGCUCAAACUUGCACGAAGAAAAUGUGACUCUUCCCGACAUAUACCAGAAAAGAGCACGAUACCUUAUUCAGACAGCCAUCCGUUGACUCCAGAAGAACAAUUUGUUGUCAUGCACUUACAUGAGGAGGAGAUAUUUAAGCAAGAAAAACUGCCUUCAAACAGUGAUAUCGAGAGAUAUUGUUAUUAUAUACAUAAUGGAGUACGGAAAGACAUGCUGGCACCCCAGGAUAAAGAGGUGAUGCACAUGAUUUUAAAACACAUUCCAGAUGACUUCCUUACCAAUCCAAACCUGGAGCAAUUGCUUCAGAGUUUACAAGAAGAGAUUCAAACAGACUAUCACUUGAGCCUCAUGAAAGCCAUUGUUGAUUACAUCUUGAUGGAUCCAGCUGAGAGAAAGAGACUCUUCAUUAGAAGUAUCCCACGCUCUUUUCCUCAGAGAAUAAUCCGAGCACCAGUCCCAUGGCAUAACACUUACCAAGAAAUGAAAGACUGGAAUGAAAGCCAUUUGUUCAUAGUGAAUCCCAUGAUGCAUACUUUGCAACAUCUCUGGUUUACUGAAUUUAGCAACCUAAGAUUUGUUCGUACAGAAGAAAUGCUUUCGGGUGAGCUGCCGCUGUUGCCCGAUGAAUUUGAAGAAUUAAUUCAAAGACAUUGUAUGGAAGCUCGUGAUAUUCUUCAGAAGAAGUGGAUCCCAACCUGUGCAUCCCUCUUCAUUGAUCAGAAAGAGAAGUGGCUUCAUUUGGCACCUCAGAACGACUAUGAUUCCCCUCAACAAAUUGAAGAAUAUUUUGCUUCUGUAGCAAAUCUCAUGUCAUUACAACUACGUGAAAUGGUUGUUAACUCUUUAGAAGAUCUCCUUGCAUUUUUCAUGAUACACAAGGAUGGGAAUGACUUUAGAGAACCUUAUCAAGAAAUGCAGUUCUUUGUACAUCAAAUACUAAUCAUCAAACUCAAUGUGGAGGAACCGAAAAUUGUGUUUGAGCCACCUAUGAAAAAAUGUUGGGAUUUAAUCUACCGUUGCUUCAUGGAGAUCUUGCGGAGUUCAGAGGAACUUCCAAAGGUAGAAGUUCAAAUCUUUCCAGAAUUAAAAAGGGAUGACCACAUUCUUCGUACAGUCAGACCAGAGGAAUCUUUGGUUUCAGAAUAUGUGAAUAAAGCUGCAAGGAUAUUUGAGAACAACACAGUCGGUCCACAGAAGUACUUAAAUGUGUACAGGAAAUACAGUGAUCUUUUGAACAACAAGGCAGAGCAAGAGGUUACUAAUUUUUUGAAGGAAAGCCAUUCCUUAGAAGCUUUCACCAAGAAGAUUAACAGUUUAACAAAACUGAAAAAAGAAAUAGCCUCCAUGCAUAUCACUGUCCCUCUCGCCAUGUUCUGCCUGGAUGCUUUAAAGCUGAAUGAGGAACUUUGCAGUCGGGCCCAAAAUCUUAAAGAUAGGCUCAUUGAGUUUGAAGUGGAUGAAAACAGAGAAUUAAAUAAAAGCAUUUGCAAUCAGUACAAAAUAAUUGCAGACAAGGUGAAUGAGAUGCCUUUGAACACUGAGGAGCUGGUGGAGCUUACUGCCUACUUAAAAAAAGCCAGUGAAAUCACUGUUUUUAAACUGAGACGUGAGAUCUCUGAAGCAGCCUACAGACUGGAAUUCUUGACGGAGUAUGCUGACCUUCCUUAUGAUGACUUAAAGCUGAAUAGUACUGUUUUCCACUGGCCAGAUGAGAUUGAGAUAAUCUUUGAAAAAAGCAGAAACCAGCUGUUUGUCAGGAGGGAUAUAGCAGAGACAGCUCUGAGUAAAAGGUGUUCCCGAUUUGAGGAAACUCUAAAAAAAUAUGAGAAAGAAGUAGAAAGUUACAAAAAACGUGAUGUCAUGAUUUUGGAAGAAAUGAAGAAUAAUGUUGAGAAAUUUAAUGAGCUGGAUAAGAAUUUGGAUGAUGCAAUGGUAGAAUUUGAGGCUAUUAACAAAGAAGAGGAGUUAUUGGAGCAUGAGAAGAGUCAGUUUCCUUUGCUGCAAGCUGUAAUUGUAAAUAAACAACCUUUUGAGCAACUUUGGAUAACAGCUUUUAAUUUCCAUACCAAGUCUGAGGAGUGGAUGAAUGGACCUCUUCAGAACUUGAAUGCUGAUGUUAUCACUGAGGAAGUUGGAAAUAUGUGGAGGACCAUGUACAAACUUUCUAAGACUUUUAUAGAUCUUCCUGGACCAAAGCGCUUAGCAGAAAAUAUGAAAUUUAAACUUGACAAGUUCAAGCAGCAUCUUCCUGUCCUGUCUAUUGCUUGCAAUCGAGGAAUGAAGGAGAGACACUGGGAACAGAUUAGUGAAAUAGUAGGAUGUGAGAUCAGACCUGAUGAAACUACUUCCCUAUUAAAUAUGUUGGAAUAUGGAUUAUCAAAAUACAUGGAGAAAUUGGAACCUAUAGGAGCAGCAGCUAGUAAAGAAUAUUCCCUAGAGAAAUCCCUGGACAAGAUGAAAUUGGAAUGGGUCAAUAUGCAUUUCAUUUUUGUGAAGUACAGAGACACUAACACCAGCAUCCUGUCAGCAAUUGAUGACAUUCAGCUUUUGCUCGAUGAUCACAUUGUUAAGACACAGACAAUGUGUGGCUCUCCAUUCAUCAGACCAAUAGAAAGUGAAUGCCGGGCAUGGGAAGAGAAGCUUGUUUUAAUGCAAGAUAUUUUAGAUAGCUGGUUAAAAUGUCAAGCAACGUGGCUUUACUUAGAACCGAUCUUUAGUUCAGAAGACAUUAUCGCUCAAAUGCCAGAAGAGGGCAGAAAGUUUGGCAUCGUAGACGCUUACUGGAAAGACAUCAUGACACAUGCAGUAAAGGACACCAGAGUACUUGUAGCAACUGAACAGCCUAAGAUGUUGGACAGGCUUCAGGAAGCAAAUAAUCUCUUAGAAGAUAUUCAGAAAGGGCUAAAUUCUUACUUGGAGAAGAAAAGAUUAUUUUUCCCAAGAUUCUUUUUCUUGUCUAACGAUGAGCUGCUUGAGAUUUUGUCAGAAACUAAAGAUCCCCUUCGAGUCCAGCCACACUUGAAGAAGUGUUUUGAGGGAAUUGCUAAAUUGGAGUUUACAGAAGACUUGGAGAUCACGGGCAUGAUCAGUUCAGAGAAAGAAACUGUUCCCUUCAUAGAAAAAAUUUACCCAGUGAAAGCAAAAGGCAUGGUAGAGAAAUGGCUUUUGCAAGUAGAGGAAAUGAUGCUGGGCAGUGUAAGACAAGUUAUUCAAGAUGGCAUUGCAGAAUAUGUUCAAAUUCCCCGAAAAAAGUGGGUACUUCACUGUCCUGGACAGGUGGUUAUCUGUGUUUCAUCUAUCUACUGGACAAAAGAAGUGUCUGAAGCUAUCAAAAGAGGAACAUUGCCUGAUUUUUUGGAGAAGAGCAACCACCAAAUUGGAGAAAUUGUUGAAUUAGUGAGAGGAAAGCUGUCCAGUGGCGCCCGUCUCACUCUGGGGGCUCUCACUGUCAUUGAUGUGCAUGCUCGUGAUGUGGUUGCAAAAUUGGCUGAGGACAAGGUCACAGAUCUGAAUGAUUUCCAGUGGAUUUCUCAGCUGAGAUAUUACUGGGAGGAGGGAGAAGUAGUGGUACGAAUGAUUACAACAGAAGCUGGAUAUGGCUAUGAAUACCUAGGCAAUUCUCUUCGCUUGGUUAUAACUCCGCUGACUGAUCGAUGCUAUAGAACAUUAAUGGGUGCUUUGAAAUUAAAUCUUGGUGGUGCUCCAGAAGGACCUGCAGGGACUGGCAAAACAGAGACAACAAAAGAUCUUGCAAAAGCACUAGCUAAACAGUGUGUUGUCUUUAACUGCUCUGAUGGUCUUGAUUAUAAAGCCAUGGGUAAGUUCUUUAAGGGACUGGCACAGUCUGGAGCUUGGGCCUGCUUUGAUGAGUUCAACAGGAUUGAGGUUGAAGUCUUGUCUGUCGUGGCACAACAGAUCCUCAGCAUACAACAGGCUAUUAUUCGAAAAUUGAAGACUUUCAUCUUUGAAGGCACAGAAUUGUCCCUUAAUCCAACCUGUGCUGUCUUCAUCACUAUGAAUCCUGGGUAUGCAGGACGGGCAGAGCUUCCUGAUAAUCUAAAGGCAUUGUUCCGAACAGUUGCUAUGAUGGUUCCAGAUUAUGCUUUGAUUGGUGAAAUUUCACUUUAUUCAAUGGGAUUUUUGGACUCUAGAAGCCUUGCCCAAAAAAUUGUUGCCACCUACCGUCUUUGCUCUGAGCAACUGUCAUCUCAGCAUCACUAUGACUAUGGAAUGCGUGCUGUUAAAUCUGUCUUGACAGCAGCUGGAAACUUAAAACUAAAGUACCCAGAAGAAAAUGAAAGUGUCUUAUUACUUCGUGCUUUGCUAGAUGUGAACUUAGCUAAAUUUUUGGCACAGGAUGUGCCUCUGUUUCAGGGUAUCAUAUCUGACCUCUUUCCUGGAGUGGUCCUUCCUACACCAGACUAUGAACUGUUUGUCCAGGCACUGAAUGAAAAUAUUAAAAAAAUGAAUCUUCAACCAGUUCCUUGGUUUAUUGGAAAAAUUAUUCAGAUUUAUGAGAUGAUGCUGGUGCGCCAUGGAUACAUGAUUGUUGGUGAUGCUAUGGGUGGAAAGACCUGUGCCUUUAAAGUGCUAGCAGGAGCCCUUGGUGAUUUAUAUGCAGAUAAAUCCAUGGAUGAAUUUGCUGUCGAGUACAAAAUUAUUAACCCCAAAGCUAUUACUAUGGGACAACUCUAUGGGUGUUUUGACCCCGUGAGCCAUGAGUGGACAGAUGGAGUCCUUGCAAAUGCCUUCAGAGAACAAGCAUCUUCAACCUCUGAUGAACGCAAGUGGAUUAUAUUUGAUGGCCCAGUGGACGCAGUUUGGAUAGAGAACAUGAAUACUGUGCUAGAUGAUAACAAGAAGCUGUGUUUAAUGAGUGGUGAAAUAAUUCAGAUGAAUUCCAAAAUGAGUUUAAUUUUUGAGCCAGCCGACUUAGAGGAGGCAUCUCCAGCAACUGUCAGCAGGUGUGGGAUGAUCUAUAUGGAUCCUCAGCAGCUAGGCUGGAAGCCUUUGAAGGAUUCCUACAUGGACACACUACCCCCAGACCUGCAACAGGAGCAUAGAGAACUGGUCAAUGACAUGUUUAUGUGGCUAGUUCAGCCUUGCUUGGACUUUAUUCACCUUCAGUGCAAAGUCUUAGUACAGACAUCCUCUAUUCAUCUAACCUAUAGCAUGAUGAGACUCUAUACCUGUCUGCUUGAUGAAAUAAGGCAGUCGAAUACUGAGGAGGGUGAAACUAUGUCUAGUCAGCAGAUCAUCUUAUGGCUGCAGGGACUUUUCCUUUUUGCUUUGGUUUGGACAAUUGGUGGGACCAUCGAUGCAGACAGCAGAAAGAAAUUUGAUGUCUUUUAUCGCAACUUGUUAAUGGGAAUGGAUGAUGAGAACCCGCGCCCCAAAAGUGUGAAGCUCACCAAAAACAAUAUCUUUCCAGAAAGAGGGAGUGUGUACGACUUUUAUUUUCACAAGCAGGCCAGUGGGCAGUGGAACAUGUGGACUGAUUACAUCACUAAAGAAGAGCAAAUUAUACCUACUGGUGCAAAGGUAUCUGAUCUCAUAAUCCCAACCAUGGAAACUGCCAGGCAAACAUUUUUCUUAAAAACAUAUGUGGAACACAAUAUUCCUUUGCUGUUUGUGGGUUUCACUGGCACAGGAAAAUCAGCUAUUACCAACAGUUUUCUGCUAAAACUUCCGAAACAUCAGUACAUCCCAAACUCUAUCAACUUCUCUGCAAGAACUUCAGCUAACCAAACCCAGGAUAUUAUUAUGUCAAAGCUGGACAGGAGAAGAAAAGGAUUAUUUGGACCUCCAGUGGGAAAGAAAGCUAUAAUAUUUGUGGAUGAUCUAAAUAUGCCUGCAAAGGAAGUGUAUGGAGCCCAGCCACCCAUUGAGCUUCUUAGACAAUGGAUUGAUCAUGGCCAUUGGUAUGAUAAGAAGGAUACAUCUAGGCUUGAUAUCGUAGAUGUCCUGUUUGUUUCAGCAAUGGGUCCUCCUGGUGGAGGAAGAAAUGAUAUUACAGGACGUUUCACGCGACACUUGAAUAUUAUUUCCAUCAGUUCUUUUGAUGAUGACAUUUUAGCCAAGAUUUUCACUUCAGUUGUUGACUGGCACUUCAGUAAGGGCUUUGAGCCAGUAUUUUUAAGGCUUGGCAAGCUGCUGAUCCAAGCUACAAUGGCUAUUUAUAAAAUGGCUGUCGAGAAUUUUCUUCCAACGCCUUCCAAAUCCCAUUAUGUCUUUAAUCUGCGGGAUUUCUCCAGGGUUAUUAGAGGAGUGCUGCUGUGUCCACAUACCCACUUACAAGAUGGAGACAAACUGAUCAGGCUCUGGAUUCAUGAGGUUUAUCGAGUUUUCUAUGACCGUUUACUUGAUAAUGAGGACAGGCAGGUGUUCUUUAAGAUGGUAAAAGAAACAACAUCAAAUAGCUUCAAGCAGAGUGUUGAUAAGGUAUUGAGUCAUCUGUCACCUACUGGCAAGAUCACUGAUGAUAAUAUACGCAGUCUCUUUUUUGGAGACUACUUAAAACCAGAUAGUGAUGCAAAAGCCUAUGAUGAAAUCACGGACUUAAAACAACUGACAGGUGUGAUGGAAUAUUACCUUGAAGAGUACAACAAUAUUAGCAAGGCACCAAUGUCCUUAGUCAUGUUCCAGUUUGCUAUUGAACAUAUUUCAAGGAUCUGCAGAGUGUUAAAGCAGGACAAUGGUCACUUGUUACUGGUGGGGAUUGGUGGAAGCGGGCGACAAAGUGCUACCAAGUUGGCCACCUUCAUGAAUGCUUUUGAGCUCUUUCAGAUUGAAAUUACAAAGUGUUAUGCCACCAAUGAAUGGAAGGAGGAUGUGAAACGUGUUAUGCUGCAGGCUGGUGUCAGUGACAAAAAGGUGUGCUUUUUGUUCUGUGAUAAUCAAAUCAAAGAUGAGGCAUUUGUGGAGGACAUUAACAUGCUACUGAAUACAGGUGAUGUGCCUAACAUCUUUGCAGCUGAUGAGAAAGCUGAAAUUGUGGAGAAAAUGCAGGCUGCAGCAAGGACAGAAGGCAAGAGAAUUGAGGCAACUCCACUUGCCAUGUAUAACUUUUUUAUUGAAAAAGUGAAGAAAAAUUUGCACAUUGUCUUAGCAAUGAGUCCGAUUGGAGAUGCGUUCCGGAACCGAUUACGAAUGUUCCCAUCAUUGAUAAAUUGCUGCACCAUUGACUGGUUCCAAACUUGGCCCACAGAUGCUUUGGAAAUGGUUGCAAACAAGUUUCUGGAGGAUGUUGAACUUGAAGAUGAAGUGCGGAAAGAGGUUGUGCUGAUGUGCAAAUAUUUCCAAGAAAGUGUGAGAGAACUUUCAGUGAGCUAUUACAACACACUGCGAAGGCACAACUAUGUAACACCGACAUCUUAUCUGGAACUGAUUCUCACCUUUAAAUCACUGCUACACAGCAAAAGGCAAGAAGUUAAUACAAUGAGAAAUCGGUACCUUGUUGGCCUCCAAAAACUUGACUUUGCAUCUUCACAAGUUGCAGAAAUGCAGAAGGAACUGACUGCUCUUCAGCCUGAACUCAUUCAAACCUCUGCAGAAACAGAAAAAAUGAUGAUCCAGAUAGAAAAAGAAACAGUUGAAGUAGAUGCAAAGAAAGAGCUAGUGUCUGCCGAUGAAAAGGAAGCUAAUGAAGCUGCAGCUGUUGCUAAAGCUAUUAAGGAUGAGUGUGAAGGGGACCUUGCGGAGGCUAUGCCAGCUCUGGAGGCUGCACUUGCAGCUCUUGAUACCUUGAACCCCUCGGAUAUCUCACUUGUCAAAGCCAUGCAGAAUCCACCAGGCCCUGUCAAGCUUGUCAUGGAGAGCAUCUGUGUAAUGAAAGGAAUGAAACCAGAGAGGAAGCCUGAUCCAACUGGCAGUGGUAAAAUGAUAGAAGACUACUGGGGACCCUCUAGAAAGAUACUAGGAGACUUGAAAUUUCUCGAGAGCUUAAAGACAUAUGACAAGGAUAAUAUUCCUCCUGUUAUAAUGAAAAGAAUCAGAGAGAGAUUUAUUGAUCAUCCAGAUUUUCAGCCGGCAGUCAUAAAAAAUGUAUCAUCUGCCUGUGAAGGCUUAUGCAAGUGGGUCAGAGCCAUGGAGGUGUAUGACCGUGUAGCAAAAGUUGUUGCCCCAAAACGUGAACGUCUUAAGGAGGCAGAAGGUUUACUUGAAAUCCAAAUGCAGAAACUCAACAAAAAGCGUGCUGAGCUUAAGGAUGUAGUGGAUCGACUUCAGGCCCUGAACGAUGAGUUUGAAAGCAUGAAUAACCGGAAGAAAGAAUUAGAAAACAACAUUGAAAUCUGUUCACAGAAGCUGGUGAGGGCUGAAAAAUUGAUUAGUGGUCUUGGAGGUGAGAAAGAUAGGUGGACAGAAGCUGCACGAUUGUUGGGAGUUCGAUACACGGACCUUACUGGUGAUGUGUUGUUAUCAUCAGGAACAGUGGCUUAUUUGGGAGCCUUUACUGUAGAUUAUCGCCUUGAAUGUCAAAAGCAAUGGCAGGUUCUAUGCAAGCAGAAGAACAUACCAUGCUCCAAUGAUUUUAGCCUCAGUAAUACUUUAGGAGAGCCAGUCAAAAUCCGUGCCUGGCAGAUUGCUGGACUGCCAAUUGAUUCUUUUUCAGUUGAUAAUGGUAUAAUUGUUUCUAACUCCAGAAGAUGGGCUUUAAUGAUUGACCCUCAAAGGCAAGCCAACAAGUGGAUAAAAAAUAUGGAGAAAGCAAACAAGCUUUCAGUUAUCAAACUGUCUGACACAAAUUAUGUGAGGACCCUGGAAAAUGCCAUCCAGCUUGGAACACCUGUCUUACUUGAAAAUAUUGGAGAAGAACUGGAUGCUUUCAUAGAGCCUAUAUUGCUGAAGCUAACAUUCAAGCAACAGGGUGUAGAGUACAUGAGACUAGGUGAAAAUAUAAUUGAAUACUCAAGAGAUUUCAGGUUUUAUAUAACAACUCGUUUAAGGAAUCCUCAUUAUCUUCCUGAAGUGGCUGUAAAAGUUUGUCUUCUCAACUUUAUGAUUACACCUUUAGGUCUCCAGGACCAACUUCUUGGAAUUGUAGCUGCAAAGGAAAAACCCGAGCUGGAAGAAAAGAAAAAUAAACUGAUUAUAGAAAGUGCAGCCAAUAAGAAACAACUGAAGGAGAUAGAAGAUAAAAUCCUAGAGGUCCUUUCCAAGUCUGAAGGAAACAUCUUAGAAGAUGAAACAGCAAUUAAUAUUUUGUCUUCCUCCAAAGAGUUAUCUGAAGAAAUCUCUGAAAAGCAGGAAAUUGCCUCUAUAACAGAAAUGGAAAUAGAUGCUACUCGGAUGGGUUAUAAGCCAGUAGCUAUUCAUUCAACAAUUAUCUUCUUUUGCAUUUCUGAUCUAGCAAACAUUGAACCAAUGUACCAAUAUUCAUUAAUUUGGUUCAUUAACUUGUAUGUAUACUCUAUUGCAAAUAGCAAAAAGAGCGAUGACCUACCAGCAAGAAUUGAGAAUAUAACUGAAUAUUUCACAGUGAGCAUUUAUAAUAAUGUCUGCCGUUCACUGUUUGAGAAAGAUAAAUUGCUCUUCUCCCUUCUUUUGACUAUAGGAAUAAUGAAAGGAAAAAAUCAGAUUGAUGAUGAGGUUUGGCGUUUCCUGUUGACAGGAGGUGUUGCUUUGGAUAAUCCUUAUGCUAACCCAGCGCCUGAGUGGUUGGCUGACAAAUCAUGGGCUGAGAUUGUACGUGCAUCUAGUGUGAAAAACCUUCAGGGACUAAUGGAUCAUGUAAAAGAUAAUCUUUCAAAAUGGAAAAUGAUUUAUGAUUCUGCAAAACCUCAAGAGGAGGCAUUUCCAGAUGUGUGGAAAACACUAAUAGGGCUAGAUCGUUUGGUUGUUCUCAGGUGUUUGAGACCUGAUAAAAUUGUUCCAGCAGUACAAGAGUUCAUCACAGAGAAUAUGGGAAGAACAUUUAUUGAGCCACCUACUUUUGACCUUGUUGGAAGUUAUAAUGAUUCUAAUUGCUGUGCACCUUUGAUUUUUGUAUUAUCACCAGGUGCUGAUCCUAUGGCAGGUUUGUUAAAGUUUGCAGAUGACGUUGGCAUGGGUGAUACAAGCAUUCAGACUAUUUCACUUGGCCAGGGCCAAGGCCCAAUUGCAGCAAAAAUGAUAUAUCAAGCUAUUAUUGAUGGGACUUGGGUAGUGUUACAAAACUGCCACCUUGCAACCAGCUGGAUGCCUGCUUUAGAAAAAAUCUGUGAAGAAGUGAUAGUGCCCGAGAGUACCAAUGAUAAAUUCAGAUUAUGGUUAACUAGCUAUCCAUCAGAAAAGUUUCCUGUCAGUAUUCUCCAGAAUGGCAUCAAAAUGACCAACGAGCCUCCCAAAGGCGUUAGAGCAAACUUGCUCCGAUCAUACCUCAAUGAUCCAGUCUCUGAUCCUGCAUUCUUUAGUAGUUGCCAAAAGCAAGAAAUGUGGCAAAAACUCCUGUUUGGGCUUUGCUUUUUCCAUGCUUUGGUACAAGAAAGAAGAAACUUUGGCCCUUUGGGCUGGAAUAUUCCAUAUGAGUUUAAUGAAUCUGAUCUUAGAAUCAGUAUGCGACAGAUCCAGAUGUUUCUGAAUGAAUAUGAAGAAAUCCCAUUUGAAGCUCUGACAUACCUAACAGGGGAAUGUAACUAUGGUGGGAGAGUAACAGAUGACAAAGACCGGCGUCUUCUCUUGUCACUUCUUUCCAUUGUCUAUACUAAGGAUAUAGAACAGGACAAAUACCAACUUUCACCUGAGGAGGAGUACUACAUACCAAUCCAUGGACCAUACCAGUCUUACAUUGAAUACAUAAGAACAUUACCAAUUACAACACAUCCUGAAGUGUUUGGGCUUCAUGAGAAUGCAGACAUCACAAAGGACAACCAAGAGACCAACCAGCUUUUCAGUGGAGUUUUGUUGACUCUGCCUAGAGAAGCAGGGGGAGGUGGCAAGUCCCCACAGGAAACCGUUGAAGACUUGGCACAAGACAUCCUAUCCAAAUUACCAAAUGACUUCAACCUGGAAGAGGUAAUGAAGAAAUACCCUGUGCUUUAUAAGGAAUCCAUGAACACAGUUCUUAGGCAAGAACUGAUUAGGUUCAACAGGCUGACAGAAGUUGUUCGAAGUAGCCUUGUCAAUUUAGGCAGAGCCAUCAAAGGCCAAGUGUUGAUGUCAUCUGAACUGGAGGAUGUUUUCAACAGCAUGCUUGUAGGCAAAGUACCAACCAUGUGGGCAGCCAAAUCUUAUCCCUCCCUAAAGCCACUGGGCAGCUACAUGUCUGAUCUUCUUGCACGCUUGGCCUUCUUCCAGGAGUGGACCAGCAAGGGACCACCCAAUGUAUUCUGGAUAUCAGGAUUCUACUUUACUCAGUCCUUCCUGACUGGUGUUUCACAGAACUACGCUAGGAAAUACACCAUCCCAAUUGAUUACAUUGGAUUUGAAUUUGAGGUGACAAAAGAAGAACACACCAUGGAAAAAAUGCCAGAAGAUGGGGCAUAUGUGAAAGGACUUUUCUUGGAAGGUGCACGAUGGAACAGAGAAACCAUGCAGAUUGGAGAAUCAUUUCCCAAAAUCCUUUAUGAUUCUUUGCCCAUAAUUUGGCUGAAACCUGGAGAAAGUUCUAAAUUUCUACAUGACAAUGUUUAUUUGUGCCCUGUUUACAAGACAAGUGCAAGAAGAGGUGUCUUGUCUACUACAGGGCACUCAACUAACUAUGUUCUCUCAAUAGAGCUUCCUUCAGAUAAGCCCCAGAAACACUGGAUAAACCGAGGUGUGGCAGCCCUGUGUCAGUUAGAUGACUAAAAUGUAUGCAAGUCACAACACCCAAAUUCUGUAAUUAAAAG